CUGGGAACUCGGUAAAAAAACGAGGUCAAAUCAUGUCAUGACUUCAGUUAUCUUCAUGUCGGAAAGUGGGAGCUCUAGAAAGAGGCCCGAUUUCCCGAUUUGGAAUUCCGAGAUGGAAAUCAAUCUCAGUCGGAGCUCGUUUUUUUCUCCAGAUUUUCCAGUUUACUUGAACGCACUGAAGUCGGAGAUUUUAGAGCUCCGUGUUUUUUCUUCUCUCCAGUGUCUAGUUCCGACAACCACGUGAAUUAUUCCUAGUUGAACAAUAGCUCGAUAAUUGGCUAUUUCUAUUGCAUUUCCUUCCGACAUUUUGAAAGAUUUUGUUGAUGAAUUACAAAGUAGUUUGCGUCAGGUCAAUCUCGUAUUGGACUGGUUAAAAUAAGUGAACAAAAAUAUAGCCUAGGCAACUUUCACUUUCUGUUUCGCAGCAAAUAUAUAGCCAGCAGGACAUUGUUCCUCUGCGAUUAACCUCAGUUGGUUUAGAGAGGAUUUUUGGAGGAGUCGUCUAUAUUGACUAUUUCUGGGAGCUGUAGGCUAAUCAUCCUGUGAAGCUACUUGACCAUGGAUUCCCCAAUGUGUCUGGUCGAAAACGCCGACGGGGAGCUUCAUGUAGUCCCUGGUGCCAUCAAGUACCUGAUGGGACUGAACCAGAAAGUCGUAGUGGUGUCGGUGGUCGGGCUGUACCGCACCGGCAAGUCCUACCUCAUGAACAAGCUGGCUGGAAAGAGAAAAGGUUUUGCCCUGGGAGCCACCAUCCAAUCCAAGACUAAGGGAAUCUGGAUGUGGUGUGUGCCUCACCCUGAAAAAAGAGACCACACCCUGGUGCUGCUGGAUACAGAGGGGCUGGGGGAUGUGGAGAAGGGAGAUUCUAAGAAUGAUGCCUGGAUCUUCUCCUUGGCCAUUCUGUUAAGCAGUACUCUGGUCUACAACAGUCGAGGGACCAUCGACAAUCAAGCCGUGGAGAACCUCCAAUAUGUGAGUGAGCUGACAGAGCGGAUCAAGGUGAAUUCUUCCAGUGCAGCUUCAUCCUCUCACGAUGACGAGGAAGGAGGGGACGCCCAGUUUGUGCAGUUCUUUCCGAAUUUUGUGUGGGCCAUCAGAGAUUUCACUCUACUACUCGAGAUCGACGGCAGAAACGUCACUGAAGAUGAGUAUCUGGAGCAUUCCCUGGAGCUCAGAAAAGGUGGGGGUAAAAAGAAUCUGAUGUACAACCUCCCACGAGAGUGCAUCCGGAACUACUUCCCCUCGCGCAAGUGCUUUGUAUUCCCCACCCCUACAACUCCUGCCAACAUGCCCCACCUGGAUUCCAUGGACGAGGCUGGCCUGUGUGGAAGCUUCCGAAAGGUUGCAGAUACUUUCUGCUGCUUUAUUUUCCAGGAGAGCCGUACAAAAACUGUCAAAGGGGGCCACAACGUAACCGGGAGAAUGCUCGGCCACUUGGUUAACACCUAUGUGGAGACCAUAGCCAAAGGCUCUGUGCCCUGUCUGGAGAAUGCGGUGCUGGCCAUGGCUCAAAUUGAGAACCAGGCUGCUGUGGAUGAGGGCCAGGUAGUAUACCAGAGGGGCAUGGAGGAGGUGAAGGCCUUAUUCCCUGUGGACAUGGGUCAGAUUUCAGCUCAUCACCUCCGCUCAGACCACCAGGCCACGCAGGCUUUCAUGAAACGAUCCUUCAAAGACGAAAAUGGGGAUUUCUUGAAAGCGUUGGCGGUGGCCAUUGCAAAGCACUACGCUGUCCUUCUCAUUCAGAACGAGGAUGCCUCAGAGAAGAAGUGUGCAGCCCUUCUGGAGAAGCUGUCUGCUCCGAUGGCCCAGAAGAUUAAGGAGGGGAUCUACACCACACCUGGAGGAUAUGAGCUUUACUGCAGUCACCAUGACAACAUGGUGGCACAGUACCGGGCCAAGCCUGAUAAAGGAGUUAGGGCUGAGGAGAUUCUUGAGCAGUUCCUGAGGGAGAAGAGUCUAGAGAAGAAUUCCAUCCUACAAGCUGACAAAAAAUUGACCGAAAAUGAGAAAAAGAUCCACGAGGAGCAAGAGAAGAGAGCCCUGGCUGAACAGGCAGUGAAGAUGGAGGCAGAGAAACAGCACCAGUUAGAGAAACUGAUCCAGGAGAGGGAGAGGAGUCAUCAGGAGGGAAUCUGUCAGCUAGAGGCUAAGAUGGUCCAGGAGGCGAAGGAGAAGCAACAGGAGUUGGAGAGAGCGCUAGAUAGCAAGCUCCAUGAGCAGGAAAAGCUGAUGGCUAAGGGCUUCACAGAGAAAGAGGCAGCCAUGAAGGAGGAGAUACAGAGCCUGAGAGAGAAGGAGGAGGCCAAGUGCGAGGAGAAGGAAGAGCAGUCUCGUAACUUCAGAGCCAUAGCACAGGGUGUCAUGGAGAGUGUCAGCAAUGGCUUAGGUCACUACUUUAACUAUAAGAAAGCCCGUGAGCAACGCAAGGCGAUUGUGUUCAAGGAGCAGGUCAGAUUCAAUCUCAAAUCAGGUGCGGUUGGCAAUAUCCCUGAUAAGGAGCGCAUGACACUCAAGCAAGACAAGAUGGCCACGCCCAAACUCAAAACAGGAGCAGUUGGCAACUCUAAAGACACAACUCUGCCCAAAGUCAACACAGGUACAACUGGCAAAAGCCCUGGCUCAGAGGUCUAAAGGAUUCACCAGAGAUUUGUCAAUGGUCCAGAUCAGCAGCCACCCCUUUCUCCAGUCUCAUCAUUAACCAGAAGUGCCCAGUAAAACUACUAGGAAAUAGUGCAACAGAAAGACUGCUGUGCAACAAUGGUACAAUGGGGCCAAACCAGCUGUGACUUCACAGACGUCAGUUCCUCAGUUUAUAACCACUGAUUUCUCAUUCUGAUAAUAUUACGUCAUAUUUAAAAGUUAUAGAUUAAUCUUAAAAUUGGAGAGUUAAGAUUUGUGUUUUGUUCUUGGAUGUAGGGUAAAAUAAUUGAGCUUGCUGAACUUGUCGAGGUCAAAUGUGUUGUUCUAUACUACACAUAAGGCUAGAAUGGAACUGCUCAUCUUCAAUGCGCUUUUCACUUAAUUAAGGGAUGACCAUUGUCAUGUUUUGUAAUUGUGAUUGUUGUUUGAAUAAACCUUGCUUCAUCUCUA
Salvelinus namaycush (lake trout) is the source of this 3090-nucleotide messenger RNA. Its product is annotated as guanylate-binding protein 1-like. The transcript is spliced from 11 exons. The coding region runs from base 559 to 2631 and encodes 690 amino acids. The record is from RefSeq and is a predicted model, not a curated record. Gene Ontology annotation, molecular function: GTP binding; GTPase activity. Lineage: Eukaryota; Metazoa; Chordata; Actinopteri; Salmoniformes; Salmonidae.